AUGCGGCGGCGCGGGCCGGCCUGGAACGCGCGAAAACGGAACUGGGACUGGAUGCCGGUUCUGAAGUACCUGCCAACCGCGACUACCGCCGAUUACGAAACCAACCUUAAUCAAUUGGCGUCCGCAGGUUUCAAUCCUAUUUUCGCGGUCGGCUAUAAACUGCAUGACGCGCUGGAAAACACGGCGAAACUGUUCCCGCAAACGAAAUUCGUUUUGAUUGACGCGCCCGCCCCGGAUGCGCCCAACUGCUCCUCGCUUUCGUUCAAGGAAGAACAGGGGGCGUUUCUCGCCGGGUAUCUCGCAGCGUCGGUCAGCAAAACCAAAGUUCUGGGAUUUGUCGGCGGCUUAGAUAUUCCUCUUAUUGAAAAGUUUCUGACGGGCUAUACGGCGGGCGCGAAAACCGCUGCCGCGAACGCAAAGGUUCUAGCGACUUAUACGGGCAACUGGGAAGAUGUGAACGCGGGCAAAAGUCAGGCGGAUCAGCAGUUUGCAAGCGGAGCCGAUGUGAUUUUUCAGGCGGCGGGGAAAAGCGGACUCGGCGUUAUCAAUGCGGCGAAGGAAAAAGGAUCGGGCUACUACGCGAUUGGCGUGGAUUCUAAUCAGGACGAUGUGGCUCCCGGUCGCGUGCUUACCAGCAUGGUCAAGCGGCUGGAUGUCGCGGUCUACGACACGAUCAAACAGACGCAGGCGGGACAAUUUCAGCCGGGGCCGCAUAUCUUCGACCUGAAGGCCGAUGGCGUCGGACUGACCGACUUCAAGUACACGAAAAACGACAUUGCGCCGGAUGUGAUAAAGAAGUUGGAUUUGCUGGCGCAGAUGGUUAAGGCGGGGAAAGUCACGCCGCCCUCCACGCCUGAAGAACUCGCGGCCUUCAAGCCGCCCGUCCUGCCCUGA
Molecule: messenger RNA, 894 nt
Organism: Bacidia gigantensis
Lineage: Eukaryota; Fungi; Ascomycota; Lecanoromycetes; Lecanorales; Ramalinaceae
Exons: 1
Coding region: 1-894 (297 amino acids)
Cellular component (GO): plasma membrane
Source: RefSeq, a predicted model, not a curated record